GCCGUAGUGCUGAGUCAGAUUCUAUGCCGAAGAACUACAAAGCUCCCAAUCACUUUCUAUAAAAUUCUCCGCCUUCUUUUUCUCCUUCUCUUUCCCGAGAUUAAUCCGCUCAUGUGUGCCUCUUAACAAAUUCAGUUCAUAACUUUCUACAGGUGUUCUAUAUUAGCAAAUGAGUUCCAGAGGUGGUGGAAUUGCUGAAUCUCCUUAUUUAAGGAACUACAGGGUUGGAAAAACUCUUGGACAUGGAUCCUUUGGUAAAGUUAAAAUUGCUGAGCAUUUGCUCACUGGGCAUAAAGUGGCGAUCAAAAUCCUUAAUCGGCGGAAAAUGAAGACUCCAGACAUGGAAGAAAAACUGAGGAGAGAAAUAAAAAUAUGUAGAUUAUUUGUGCAUCCACAUGUCAUACGACUCUAUGAAGUGAUAGAGACGCCAACAGAUAUAUAUGUUGUAAUGGAGUAUGUCAAGUCUGGGGAGCUCUUUGAUUAUAUUGUAGAAAAAGGAAGGUUACAGGAAGAUGAAGCUCGGAAAUUUUUUCAGCAGAUUAUUGCUGGUGUGGAGUACUGCCAUAGGAAUAUGGUGGUUCAUCGGGACCUUAAGCCUGAGAAUCUGCUUUUGGAUGCAAGACGCAAUGUAAAGAUAGCAGAUUUUGGCUUGGGAAACAUUAUGCGAGAUGGCCAUUUUCUGAAGACUAGUUGUGGAAGUCCAAAUUAUGCAGCUCCUGAGGUUGUAUCUGGGAAACUAUAUGCUGGUCCUGAGGUAGAUGUUUGGAGUUGUGGCGUAAUCUUAUAUGCUCUUCUUUGUGGUACACUUCCUUUCGAUGAUGAGAACAUUCCCAACCUUUUCAAGAAAAUAAAGAGUGGAGUCUACACCCUUCCAAGUCACCUGUCACCUUUAGCUAGGGAUUUGAUACCAAGGAUGCUGAUUGUUGAUCCUAUGAAGCGCAUAUCGGUAGCUGAUAUUCGUCAACACCAGUGGUUCAAAAUUCAUCUUCCUCGGUAUUUGGCAGUUCCUCCACCUGAUGCUAGGCAACAUCUUAAAAAGCUUGAUGAGGAAAUUCUCCAGCAAGUAACUAGGAUGGGGCUUGAUAGGGACCAGUUGCUUGAUUCUUUACAAAAGAGAAUACAAGAUGAUGCUACUGUUGCAUACUAUCUGCUGUACGAUAACCGUUCCAUGGCUUCCAGUGGGUAUCUAGGAGCUGAGUUUCAGGAAUCUGUGGAUGGUUAUUCCUCUGGAUUGUUUCCAAAUCUUGACCUACAGCUGUCUAGUGGGAACGGAGUUUCUGAAGAGAGUUUGAGACGCCCAUUUCGCAAAGAGAAAACGUGGCUAGUUGGACUUCAGUCUCCAGCAAAUCCAAAGGAGAUCAUGAAUCAGGUUCUUGGGACCCUGCUAGAACUAAAUGUUCGAUGGAAAAAAAUUGGGCACUAUAAUAUGAAGUGUUUAUGGUGUCAUGAUCUUCAUCUUCAUAGUAUGGCCAGCAAUCAUAUGAAUGAUGAUGAUCAUUUUAUUAGUAAUGCAACUGCCAUAAGUACACAUUUACAGCCACUACCUACUGUGAAGUUUGAAAUGCAGCUGUACAAAACUGAGGAUGAGAAAUAUCUGCUUGAUCUCCAAAGAAUUAGUGGUCCGCAGUUCCUCUUCCUGGAUUUCUGUGCUGGUUUCAUUAGGCAGCUAGAGGGGCCACAAUGAUUGGAAAGAAAGAAGGAUAUAUGGAGUAAUUGUGUAUUUUGUUGACAAAUGUGAAACUUUGUUGUACAUAUCAAUGUUAAUAGGUUUAUAAUGUUCCUUACCUAUACUUUAAAUUUGUGUUCAUGUUUCUAUAGUUCAGGCUUUUGCCAGAUGUGAUAUUCUCUCUCAGUAUAAGAGACCGCAGCUCUCUUAUUCCUACUAAUUUUAGAGAUUUUGACAUUCAGUUGUUAUAGUGUUUCCUUUCAAUUAGAAUCGUUUGAUAAGAUAUACUUUUA
Molecule: messenger RNA, 1959 nt
Organism: Solanum lycopersicum (tomato)
Lineage: Eukaryota; Viridiplantae; Streptophyta; Magnoliopsida; Solanales; Solanaceae
Product: SNF1-related protein kinase
Biological process (GO): protein phosphorylation; intracellular signal transduction
Cellular component (GO): cytoplasm
Molecular function (GO): protein serine/threonine kinase activity; ATP binding
Source: RefSeq, marked validated